UCCUAACCUCUUUUAGUGUUGUGAGAUGCGGUACAUCGUUUAUAACCUUGCAGUUAGAUGCGUUUUAGAUAAAACGUUGUGACAAGCUAAUGAAAAUUCUAUUAUGUUAAAAAUGAAAGGAAUGUAAAUAACAACGAAAUUUCCGAAAUAUUUUCAUCAGCGCAAAGAUGUCUUUGUACGACGACUUCGAUAAACAUCGGACAUCGGAAAAAGUGGCAGGAUGGUCAUCAGGAAUAAAAUUGAUGCAGACGCAGCUUCAAUUAAAGAAAGCUGCUAUACCGCACGGCAAGAGAGAACAAAAUAAAAAAGCAGCCGCCGUAUUGGCACCGGUAAUAGAUUUGAAGUCUAAGAAUCGCGAUAACGACAAAGAAGACGAAGUCGGUACCAAGUACUUUUCUGGAAACACCAGUACUUCUGGUGUAGGACAAGAAUAUGAUUGGAAUGUAAUAAAUGAAUACGAUCCAACAUGGCCUAAUGAAUAUGAAAAAGUAGUAAAGGAGUUGAGGGACUUGCGAGAUCGAGAACAUGAUCAGGAGAGUGAGCAACGCAGCACCAAGCGCAGCAGGCGAGAAAAUACUCAUUUUGAAGACAAUCAGUUAUCGAGUAUAGCUGCAAUGAGCAAUGAAAGAGAUGAAGAACGCACUACUUUUAGAAGUAAUCCUGCUGGUGCUACUAUAGCCCCACCACCAUCUCUGCAGGAAACGCCAGAAGUGGUACCAACACCAGCUCCAGCUCCCCCGCCUCCUCCUCCUCGACCAAGUCUAAACCAAGGAUAUGCAACAUCAUCUGUUGCUGCUAAAAUAAUGGCAAAAUAUGGAUUUAAAGAAGGCCAAGGUCUUGGAAAGAAAGAGCAGGGUAUGUCAGUGGCAUUGCAAGUGGAAAAAACAAGUAAACGAGGAGGAAGAAUUGUGAGCGAAAAGGAACAGUUAAUGCCCCCUCCUCAACUAAUGAACAUGUCCCCUCCUUCGAAUUCUCAACAAUUUAAUCAAGAUGAGCCAAGUAUUACUGAAAUUAUGAAAUCACCAAGCAAAGUUGUUUUGCUGAGAAAUAUGGUUGGACCUGGUGAAGUUGAUGAUGAUUUGGAACCUGAAGUCAAAGAUGAAUGUAAUACCAAAUAUGGUGAUGUGAUUCGUGUUGUUAUCCAUGAAGUAAUUGAUGCUCAGCCAGAAGAAGCUGUCAGGAUCUUUGUUGAAUUUAAAAGAAUUGAAAGUGCUAUCAAGGCAGUAGUAGACUUGAAUGGAAGGUUUUUUGGUGGUAGACAAGUUAAAGCUGGUUUCUAUUCUGUGGAAAAAUUAAACAAUUUUCAAUUAUUGGACUAGAAAUUGUUAAUUGUAUAAUAUAAUUAUAAUUAUUAUAUGUUUAUCAAUUAUAAAUUUCUUUCUUUCUAAGAGUGUAAACAUAAGCUAAUUAUUUAAGGCAUAAAUUUGUUUAAGAAAGGUAUUGUAAUAAAGUGUCUUCUCAACUUCUAA
Nasonia vitripennis (jewel wasp) is the source of this 1469-nucleotide messenger RNA. RefSeq names its product splicing factor 45 (gene Spf45). The record is from RefSeq and is a predicted model, not a curated record. Gene Ontology annotation, biological process: alternative mRNA splicing, via spliceosome; mRNA cis splicing, via spliceosome. Gene Ontology annotation, molecular function: RNA binding. Bases 168 to 1319 code for a protein of 383 amino acids. Lineage: Eukaryota; Metazoa; Arthropoda; Insecta; Hymenoptera; Pteromalidae. Gene Ontology annotation, cellular component: precatalytic spliceosome. The transcript has a single exon.